Hydra vulgaris (swiftwater hydra) is the source of this 567-nucleotide messenger RNA. Lineage: Eukaryota; Metazoa; Cnidaria; Hydrozoa; Anthoathecata; Hydridae. The record is from RefSeq and is a predicted model, not a curated record.
ACCUGAUACGCUUGAAUGAAUCCCAGAAUUUGCACAUUUUUUGCAUUGCUCGUUUUAUAUAACUUCAGUCAUACUCAGAGGCAGUUAAAGGAUGAAUCUUGCGCUAACUAUUUUAAUUCUUAACUGUUUAUUUAUUUACUCAACAUGUACUGAUUCAAAGCAUAAUAAUACCAAGGGAAGUGAGCAUAAUGUAACUGAGCCGUUAGGUGGUGGAAAUGACAGCAACUUAUCUCAAUCUUUUCGUCAAGUAGAUGUGCCACAAACGCAAUCGCAAAUGAUGUCUAAACAAAUAAAAGGGUGCGUGAAUAACUGUAAAGCAGAAUACCGUUUGUGUAGAAAAAGAAAAGAAUACGCCCAACUCCAAUGGAAAGGCGCAAAAGUUAAAUUCCAGUCAUGCGCUGCUAUCAAAAAAGAGUGUUUAGGAGGUUGUUACAAGUUUACAAAAUCUGAAAUAAUUUCAGUUCCAAGUUAGAUUCAAAAUAAAAUUACUCAUAUUUUGAUUGUAAUAAGAAAGUGCACAAAUUUUUUACACGAUUUUUUAUGUUGAUUAAAAACGUUCCAAAGUCA